AUGUCUCACUCACACGACGGAGCUCACGCCCACUCCCACUCUCACGAUGCCGUGGACCACGGACACACCCAUGAGAUUCUGGACGGACCUGGCUCCUUCUUGGGCCGUGAAAUGCCCAUCGUGGAAGGUCGUGACUUCAGCGAAAGAGCCUUCACAGUCGGUAUUGGUGGUCCCGUCGGUUCUGGAAAGACUGCUUUGAUGCUGGCUCUCUGUCUUGCUCUCCGCGAGAAAUACAACAUCGCCGCUGUGACUAACGACAUCUUCACCCGCGAGGACUGCGAGUUUCUGACCAGACACAAAGCUCUACCUGCCGAACGUAUCCGCGCUAUCGAGACUGGAGGUUGUCCUCAUGCUGCCGUGCGUGAAGACAUUUCUGCAAAUUUGGCUGCUUUGACGGAUCUGCAUCGCGAGUUUAACACACAACUGCUGCUCAUCGAGUCUGGCGGUGACAACUUGGCUGCGAACUACAGUCGUGAGCUUGCAGACUUUAUCAUCUAUGUCAUCGAUGUUUCUGGAGGCGACAAGAUUCCUCGCAAGGGUGGUCCGGGAAUCACGCAGUCUGAUCUGCUUAUUGUCAACAAGACCGAUCUGGCUGAAUUGAUCGGUGCUGAUCUCGGAGUUAUGGACAGAGACGCCAGAAAAAUUAGGUGUGUUUUGCUGAGCCUUUGUGAGUAUGACAUUACUGACAACGUAUACAGAGAGGGUGGUCCUACUAUCUUCGCACAGGUCAAGAAUGGCAAGGGUGUGGAUCACAUCGUGGAUUUGAUCUUGAGUGCUUGGAGAAGCAGCGGUGCAAGCCAGGCAAAUCCCCAAUAG
This is a messenger RNA of Aureobasidium musti, 816 nucleotides long. The record is from the annotation of a GenBank genome assembly. Lineage: Eukaryota; Fungi; Ascomycota; Dothideomycetes; Dothideales; Saccotheciaceae.